CGGCGCCCCCGACUCUGCGCUCGGCUCUGCUCGGGCAUUUCCGCCUCUUUGUUUUAAACUCCGGACGGAUUUUUUUCUCCUGCUCUUGGGGGGGACCCGGAGGGAGCGGCGCCCCCUCCCUCUCCCGGCGCGGCCCCCGCGUGCGCCCCGCUCGCCCGCAGCUGAGACGGCAGGUAAAGGAAGAGACCUGUUUACCUGAGCAGCCGAAGCUGCUGGUCCGGGGAGCCAGGCUCUGUGUGGACAGCACGUGUGGGUGACGCCUCGUCCCGUGUGUCUCCACAGGCUUCAAAAUGUAGCGGAGGAUCCGGCUGUGUGUACAGCAGGUGCCGUUUCUGUGCUAGAAAAUGGAAAGACAGCGAGAGACACAAGGCAGGCACAGACGUGACGAGCCAGAGCGCGGAGGGCACGGCGGACGAGGAGUGACCGCGUUGCACCCGUAGCCGGAAGCGUCCGAUGCAGAGGCAGCAGGAGGGGACAGACGGCCUCGCAAGGAGGUGGGAGAUGCGGCCUUCUCCGGGCGGGCCUGCUGUCCCAGGAAGUGUCCGAGCUACCGCCUGGGCCCCGCAGUUGGCGGGGGAGCACGGGACCCAGAGCCUCGAGCCGCCAUCCUUCUCUGUCUGGAUGGGCGCCCACCUGGUGUCUGGUGUUGGGUGUCGUAUGCUGUGCAGGGCGGCCUGGGGACCGUGAGCGCUGGCCCCUCACGACGGCAGCUGCUUGUGCGCCUGAGGCCGGCAUGGAGGCCCCGUGUGGGCACAGAGCUGGCUGCCCAGGCCCCUUGGCGGGCGCUGCGCCUGGACAGCCUGGCCCCCUGUCUGGCCUUAGCGUUUACGACCCUGAUGGCAUUGCAGAGUGACCUCUCCCCUGGGGACUCGGGGUGGGGGACCCUCUGGCAGGAGUCCUGCCAGGGGUGCUGUGUCCUUCUCCGUGUGAUGGUUGGCCAGUCCUCACCUGGGUGUCGCCUGGUCACCCAGUCGGGGACCUCUAGGGGUUUCUCCUCUGAGGGUCCCGCCCUCCCUUGGGGCUGAUGAGUGUUUGGUGGGGAGACGCUUGGAGCCUUUAGGAACCUUCACUUCCUUGGCGCAGUCUCGCUGCUGCUGACCACCCGCCGAGGAUUCCUGAGCGAGUGGUCACUGCAGUUGUCCUGGGGUGGUGACCUUGCAGCCCUCCUUCCACUUAUCAGCUCCCAUUCUGUGAGGAAGGGCGUCCCUUGUCUGUCUGUCUGUCUGUGUAGCCUCAUGGGCCUCUGUGUUAUCCUGCCGUGGUAAGCAGUGAUGGUAGUUGUUCCCUAUCUGAGCACAGUGGGGCCCCAGGUCCUGCUAUACUCCUUGCCCAGCCCGGAGUUGGCUGCGUGUCCAGGCAGCGCUGGCCCCUUGCGGCAGACGUGGUGUGGACACGCCAGGUCCUAGGGCUGCCCACGAGUGGUCACUUCCGGGCCCUCCCAGCAGACAGAACUGGGAGUGAGUGGGUGAGUCCACACUCGUGUGCGUACACAUGUGUACCUGUCUGCCUGGUUGCCACUAAACACGAAUUCACACUGACCCCAACCCCCGUCUGUGUGACUUUGGAGCUGGUUUUGGUUGUGAUCUGGCUGUGGGUUGGUGACGUGUGUGAACAGCACCCAGUGAGCCGAGGGCACAGUGCUGGGCUCGGUCGUGCCGGUGGUGGACGGCACACCCUGGGCCUCGGCGUCCAGCGGGGACGUUGCCCAGUCAGUGCUCUCCCGUCUCUGCUUUGCUUCCCUUGGGAAUGACUAGGGUUUCUCUCUUUUAGAUUAUUUCCCAUUACUUCCUGCUCCACGAGGCGUGUUGGGCCCUUCUUCACGGAGCCGGUCCUAGUGGGUGCGAGUGGUCAGGCCGGGCCUGGCACAGCACGUGGUGACCAUGACACCAGAGCGAGUGGGCCUCGCAGACGUGGGCUCGUUUCCCGUGGGUCGGCCCGUGGGGCCCCUGUGAGAACCACCCCUUUUAGUCUCUCCUGACAGCUCAGAGCCCACUGCAGGGGCCGAGGGAGAGGUGUCUCUAGCGGGGACCAUGCGUCGGCUCGCGCCUGUGAUCGAGGGGAGAGGAGAGACUCGGAAGCCAAAGAUGUUGACCAGAAAGAUUAAACUCUGGGACAUAAACGCCCACAUCACCUGCCGCCUGUGCAGCGGGUAUCUCAUCGACGCGACCACGGUGACCGAGUGUCUGCACACGUUCUGCCGGAGCUGCCUGGUGAAGUACCUGGAGGAGAACAACACGUGCCCCACGUGCAGGAUCGUCAUCCACCAGAGCCACCCCCUGCAGUACAUCGGUCAUGACAGAACCAUGCAAGAUAUUGUUUACAAAUUGGUCCCAGGCCUCCAAGAAGCGGAAAUGAGAAAACAGAGGGAAUUCUACCACAAAUUAGGCCUGGAAGUGCCUGGAGACAUCAAGGGGGAGACCUGUUCUGCAAAACAGCACCUAGAUUCCCAUCGAAAUGGAGAAACCAAAGCGGAUGACAGUUCGAACAAAGAAGCGGCAGAAGAGAAGCAGGAGGAGGACGGCGACUACCACAGGAGCGACGAGCAGGUGAGCAUCUGUCUGGAAUGCAACAGCAGCAAACUGCGGGGCUUGAAACGGAAAUGGAUCCGCUGCUCAGCCCAGGCCACAGUCCUGCACCUAAAGAAGUUCAUUGCCAAAAAACUCAACCUCUCGUCUUUCAACGAGCUGGACAUUUUAUGCAACGAGGAGAUCCUUGGCAAGGACCACACGCUCAAAUUCGUCGUCGUCACGAGGUGGAGAUUCAAGAAAGCACCGCUCCUGCUGCACUACAGACCCAAGAUGGACCUGCUGUGAGCCGCGGCACAGCAGAGACUCAGCCGCCGGGCGCCCCGCGAGUACGCAGCCAGGCGGGGCCGCCACCGCGUGGGAUGCUGCCCUGGGCACCGUUUGGACUGGGUCCCGAACAGAGAAUAUUUAUCACUUUUGUAUGAGAAUCACACUCGCGAGGCGCUGCAGCACGGGGUUACGGACGCGCCUCGCCUCGCGGCCGGGGCGCCUCUGCCCCAGCGGGAGGGUGCGGCGACGGCCUUCGUCCCGACCCGUGACCUUUGCUUGCUUUCCAGGUCUUGAAAAUCUCGGUCACUUCCGUUCAGUUUAUGAAUUAGGUUUCACGAUAAGCCCCCAAAAUACUUGUACGUUUACUGAAUCCUUCCUAAGUUAUUGACAAAAUGUCUUUUCACGUGAAUGACGAUAUUUAUGUGGCCUUUAGCUUCCUGAAGAUUUAGAAGAUAUAUAAAAAUUUAAUUUAAAAGCAUACCAAAAGAGGCUUCCAUGAGUAUCGUGAGUUAACCAUGGUAUUUCAUUUUCCACGUCAGGGAACGUGAAGCCGAGGGCCGCCCUGACUCCCGGGGGCCCGCAGCCCAGCUGGGGGGCUGCACCCUGACCCCGACGCGGCUGCCCCGCCCCCCCGGUCAGCAGGGCGGACCGGAAGACGACAGUUCGAAGAACGAUUCUUGUUCUCAAACAUUGUUUCUCUUAAAUAGGGCGCAAGCUGUUCGGCGCCGUCGUUUAACUUCCCGCUUAUUCUUUCCCGUUUUUGUUUUGCUGAACAGAUUGAUGGUGGUGGCGGGGGGCCUUUCCCGAGACGGCGCCCCCGUCCGCGGCGGGGCUGGUGCCCAGGGGGCGUGUCUCCACCAAAGGCCCACGUGUGCAGACCCCGGGUCCCACCAUGCCAGCCUUCAGAGGUGGGCGCGUCACCGUGCUCUCGUGGAGCAGCUGGCACGCUCCGGCCGCUGUUGGCGGGCACGCUAGAGCCACAGAGGGCAGGCGCGCGGGCCCCUGUGCGGCUGAAGCGGCUUUUCCAGUGACUUAAUGACCUACAGCGCGGGCAGACGCAGCACACCCUCUGUUAGCCCUUUCUCCUCCCAAAUGUUAGUAUUUUUGUGGAAUUGGAGAAUAAACUCUUUGCCAGCACAUCCAUUUUUGUUCCUUUAAGAUAGUAACUUGGAAUGUGUAAAGACAGGAGCAAGGAGACGGGCCUUCUCCGGGUCCCCGCUCCGUGGCCGUCCCUCUCCGCGUCCGGUGGCUUCUGCCUGACCUUUGGGCUCCUCCCCCUCUGUCACCUCCUGCAUCACCGGGGCCCUGGGGUCCUGGGGCCGCCUCACUUGGUAGGUGGUCCUGACGGUGGCUUGAGGGCCGGGUUUUCCAUGAAGAACUUCACCUUGGUGACUAGAGUUUUUCUCGAACUUGCUUUGGAAGUGGUGGUUGGGCUCAUCGACAUUCAAGUUUGUUUGUUUUUUUUCUGCUUCCUGUUUCGUACUUACAAAUGUCAGAAGCAGCUCCCUUAGUGAUGGGAAAAACAAAUUAACUCAGUCCAAGUGGUUUUAGUAUAAGGCCUUUCAGAAAUAUAAAACCAAGUUUUUCUUAGGAAUUGGUCAAAGUUCAUCUCUCUCUUUAAGCCCGUUACUCCCGGGACCGUUUGAAUGAUUCGGUUACCUGCGCUUGCUGUUCAUCCCGAUCAUUUGUUAGGGUCACUAUUCAAGGGUUGAGUGAGUAGAUGCGUAUGACUAAGUAUUACCUGUCUACCUCAAAUACACAUUUCUGUAAAACCGUGUGUUCUCAAUGCAGUUGAAGUGUACCGUUAGAAUUUAGGUAUUUUCCUGUGUGACGAAAGGAAGGAAGGAUUAAACAGUGUGAGCGUCCAAAUUCAAAUAAAAUUAAUUCACAGGUCAGAUUAAAAUGAACCUGGCUGUAUAAUCUCAUAGUAUAUAUUUGUAACUUUGCAGCUAUCUUUGCAAUCACUUGAAUUUGCUAUGGUGCUAAGUCGACGUACUUAAUACACAGAGAGGUGGAGAUGAGUCAGAGCUGGCGUCACCGUCCCCACUGGGCCCUGGCCACCUGCUGAUCCCGCGUUUGUGUCCGUGUUACCCUGAUGAAACCUCAGCAGCAGAAGUACCCAUUUUUCUAAGAUGUCCUCGUGCAGACCGUCUUCACUGCAGGAGAUCCCUGUUCCCGCCACCUCCGGUCUGACCGCAGCCUUACGGGGAUGGAGCUGGGGGCCUCGCCGUCAGAGGGAAACUUUCACUUUUCUCUCGUGUCCGUUUAACGUCAACGGCAGAAUUUUAUCUUUCCCAGCAUGAAAGCCAGGAUCAGUUAGUGAUUGGAUCCUAUUAAGUUUGUUUUUUGUUUUUAACAGAUGGAGUUACUGUGAAGUAGUUUUCACAACUCUUCGUGCUGGUAAAACAAACACUGUCGGUUACCAAACGGCGCCCUCGUCGGCAGCGUGGGCUCGUCAGCAGCACAGGGUCUCACUAGGUACAGGUGUCAUGAAAAUAGAAGAUUCAGAUAGAAUAUAUAAUAUUGAAUUUAAGAUUUGGGGGGUUAAAAAGAAGAAAACUUUAUAAAAUUAUUUAUUCUAUUUUAAGCCUUCUAUCAUAUUUUCCCAUCCAGUUGUUUGGUUUCAGUGGUCCAGCUUUAUUUACAGGCAUAUAAGAUGAAAUUGUGAGGCCUUCUGCAAGCUUCUUCUUUUUGCUUUGAGUAGCUUCUGACUCGUGUGCUUUGUGUUACCUGUAUGAGAAGCAGUUGGUGCUUCUGUGCGAUAGGCUCCAGCGGGCGGCGCCACACGUACGUGGAUUGUCCGUGGCAUCUGCUCCACUGAAUGGAGGCCGUGUAGGCGGACUCUCAGAACGUGUGCGUUCAGCCCUUUGGUUUUCCUCUUCCGUCGUCGUUCUCAUGAAAACGCUGUUGCUGGGAAUGUGCGUGGGCCUGUGCAAGGGGCUCGGCCAUCGGUGAGAGUGAGUGACCGGCCAGCGGCCGCGAGUUGACGUGUGGCCUAGGCUGGCCUCGUGCCUCAGACCCCGCGCGCUGGUGGCCCAGGACACGCCCCCGUGUCGACCACAGAUGUGACGGUGCUACUUUCCCAGGCUCCUGAGCCCGCCGGCGCGUGCGGCCUAGAUGCCUCCUCAUGGCAUUUGAGGUCUUUAGAAAUUCGUUUGAUUUUUCUUCAAAGCCCACAGGAUGGAUUUUACAGUGAUUUUGAAGUGUGUCAUUGGGUUGGAUAUCGUAGGAACAAGCCAGCUGGUUUCUACUUUGUACGUGAAUAUCUGAUGUGCUCUCAAAACAUUGAAAACACACUUAGUGCAGAUAAAUCACGAAAAGUUCAGUGUCUCUGUUCCCUCAGGAAAUCAUUUACACCCCAGCACAUCACAUGUGACCUUAGCUGAUAAACCAACGUGUUUCUCUGCCUUGGUGUUUAAACAAACUAAAUAGGUUGGGAUAAGUCGGUUAGAAAACAAUUCAAGCGACACCACAAUCAUCACUGAGAUUCUGUCCCUUCCUGGGGACCGCCGGGCCCCUCACCAGCUCACGUCGUCUCUGCGUCCGUGGGUGCAUCUGAAGGGGACCUGAAGUUUACGUGUCCCCUGGAACGUGUGUAGCAUUAGCGUAAAUGUCUAGUUCAACAGCUUCAUUGGGUGCAAGAAAACCAUUUUUCCCGUAUGAUGCAGCGUUCAGGGGCGAGAGCCCUUGCCGACCCUGGCAUCCCGCGUGGAGAUCGGGGGCUCUGGGGGAUUGUGGAGGUGACGCUGCAGACACAUGUUUUUGACUGUUUAGUUGGGAAGUUUACAUUUUUUAUGCUUUGUGUUGGUGUGUAAUUGUUUGUACUCUUGGUGGCUAGUUUUUAUCUAAAAUCUGUUUAGGAAUAUUGCUUAACUUUUGAUUUUAUGAUAGUGAAGCUUGUAUUCAGUGUUUUGCCAAUUGAUAUUAUAUGCUUGUAAUAAAAGCAAAAGGAAAACCUA
Molecule: messenger RNA, 6754 nt
Organism: Delphinapterus leucas (beluga whale)
Lineage: Eukaryota; Metazoa; Chordata; Mammalia; Artiodactyla; Monodontidae
Source: RefSeq, a predicted model, not a curated record